Messenger RNA from Eimeria maxima, 357 nucleotides. RefSeq names its product actin depolymerizing factor, putative. The coding region runs from base 1 to 357 and encodes 118 amino acids. The transcript is spliced from 2 exons. NCBI's taxonomy places the organism in Eukaryota, Apicomplexa, Conoidasida, Eucoccidiorida, Eimeriidae. Gene Ontology annotation, biological process: actin filament depolymerization. Gene Ontology annotation, molecular function: actin filament binding. Gene Ontology annotation, cellular component: actin cytoskeleton; cytoplasm. The record is from RefSeq and is a predicted model, not a curated record.
AUGGCUAGCGGAAUGCCCGUUAAUGACAUCUGCGUGACGACUUUUAAUGAGCUGAAGUUGCGUCAUGCCUUCAAAUGGAUCAUCUUCAAGAUAGACCAUGACGAAAUUGUGGUGGAAAAGAAGGGGACCAGCGGCAAGGAGGACUUCUCCAAAGAACUACCUACAAGCGAUUGCAGAUACGCAGUGUAUGACGAAGGGCAGCGCAUCCACUUCAUCCUCUGGUCGCCAGACUGUGCCCCCGUGAAGCCCCGCAUGAUAUACUCCUCUUCGAAGGACGCACUUGGGAAGAAGCUGGAGGGCACAAUGGCCACCACGCUGGAGGCACACGAGCUGGGCGAUCUCAGCGUGCUUAACUAG